Ceratitis capitata (Mediterranean fruit fly) is the source of this 8890-nucleotide messenger RNA. It is a transcript of the gene mei-41, whose product is annotated as serine/threonine-protein kinase ATR. Bases 581 to 8686 code for a protein of 2701 amino acids. Gene Ontology annotation, cellular component: nucleus. NCBI's taxonomy places the organism in Eukaryota, Metazoa, Arthropoda, Insecta, Diptera, Tephritidae. The transcript is spliced from 6 exons. Gene Ontology annotation, biological process: protein phosphorylation; DNA damage checkpoint signaling; telomere maintenance. The record is from RefSeq and is a predicted model, not a curated record. Gene Ontology annotation, molecular function: protein binding; protein serine/threonine kinase activity.
GCUCUUAUUAUUCUCUCCAGCAUCAAAUUGAAGAAAUCAUCGUUUAGUAUCGUACGGCCCGGAGAGGUCCUUCCCAAUUCUGACGGAGCUUCUGGUGUUGUCUAGCGUCAGCUUACACAGCUGUAUACGUUUUGCGGGGAUACCAAAUUCAGACAUAGCGGCAUAGAGACAGCUUCUAUUCGUGCUGUCGAAGGCGACUUUAAAAUCGCCGAAGAGGUGGUAGGUGUCGGUCUUUUUUUUACGGGUCUUUUCCAAGACUUGGCGCAUGGUGAAUAUCUGGUCAAUGGCCGACUUACCAGGUCUGAAGCUGCCUUGCUGUGCCUUGACCGAACUUCUGGACUGUACAGUAUUACGGACGCUCCUUUAAAAAAAUUGCACAAAUCUCACAUACUAAACAUCAUAUUCAAAACUUGAAAUUCUUUUCAACUUUGUACAACACUGCAUUAUCAGCUGAUUUGGGUCAGCUGUUUAAAUUUGUUUGGCGCCUCAAGAGUUUAUUUAAUUUCGCCAUUAUUUUAAAACUUUAAACUUUUAAAAAUUCCUGAAUGUAAGUGUUCGUAACUAGAGAAGAAAAUGAAAAAUGUCGACGCGACGUAAAGAUAUCUGGAAAUUGCUCUAUAAUUUGGUUUCACGAGAAGGCACAGAUUUAAAUGAUGUGUUUGCCUUUGUUGAUGAUAUCCUCUGUAGAGAGCCAUCUCUUAUACGACCUUCUUUGCGCGAACUAAAUAAUCGUUUCCAAGACACAUUUGUUCUUUGGAUUAUUAACAAGUUUAUCAAUGGACUAGGCGAUGGUAACACCACGAGUAUUGGUAAUAAUUUAUGCAUGGACGGGAUGUCUGAAACAAAUAUUCAACUUCAACAGAAAAUUCUCCAUUCGUGUAUUGUUAAUCGAGCAUUGCUAUUCGAACGGCUCGUGGCAGCAUAUAUCAAAGCUAUUGAGCAAUUGACUAAUGGUUUGCAGCUCCUCGACGAACAAUAUGAAUCUAACACCAAUGAUUCUGCUGGAUCUAAAAGUAAUAGAAAUAAUCAAAUUAUCGAAAUCACCGCAUUCUUUAGUGAUGACUUAUGCUUGCGUGAAAUUGAUCCUGAAUUUGCAUUUAAACCAAUUUGUAUACCACAGCAGCUGGCAGAUGAAAGAGUACGUUCGCUGUUGCAUGUACUUCAUAAUGCUGCACUAAUUGGUUAUUCCUUAUUUCCACAAAUAUUUGCUGAGUCUCUGUUGAGUGCACUACAAGCUGCGCGCGAAUGUGAUUUGGCUACAAAACUGUUAGCCCUACGCUAUUGCCAAAAAAUCUUUGAAAUGGCUUGCCAGUGUACAGAAGUGUUGGAACAUUAUGGACAACUGACCAUGCAGACGUUAGCCGUAAUGUGGGCGCAAGUGCCGCUCUGGUUGCAUGCACGUUGCAUUCGUUUAGAAGAAUUGGAUGGCUUGAAAGAUGUGACUAUUGCCCUAUUACGCGCACUCCGGCGCUUUAGUAAAGAGCUUCAGUGGACUCGGCGGGUUCUCGCUAUGCUGGCUCUAAGUAUCUUAUACAAUUGUGCUGAACUGGAGCCCAAAGGAAAAAAUAAAAACGAUGUCAAAAAUUUAGGAAAACUCAUACAUGAAAUUGUCGAUUUCAUCCUACUAUUACCGUUGAAUGAGGGAGAGGAAGAUGUGAUCUUAGCCGAUGCAGACAAACUGGUAGCAUUGUCGGAACAUAAUGAAAGCGUACUGUUGUUAUUGACGGUUAUACUAGCGCAUCAAGACGAACAUAGUGUAGAACGCUUGUGCGUGUUAAACUACUUUAAAAACCGAAUUUUCAACAAGCUCACUUUGCACAAAUUCACCAUAGAUGAAUUGAAGCAAUUGAAAACUUGGUUACAGAUACUCAUUUAUGCUGAGCACCGGCUUUGCCGUCGUUUACAGUUGAAUGCAUUGCGCACCCAAUCGAUGGAUGAAGUUUUGGCGCAAAAUUAUCACAACAGCAUAAAUUUAUUUGCACCAUUAAUAGAUGAAGAAUAUACUAGAGAACUGAAUCGUAUUUGUCUAAGCUACCACACAGCCUCAAUGCUUGUAAAUUUUAGAUAUUACGAGCUAUCCGUUUUAUACCUUGAUGUUUCAGCUUUAAUAUUAAACUGCAUUACUUUAAGGACAGCUCUAGAUACACAAUCACAAAUCAAUUUACUGACUCGUGUUAGUGAUUGGGCGCUCAUAGCAACGGAGGAGCGCCAACCGUCAAGCCAUUUGCAGGCAGUAGCAUUUGAGUCACUUCGCGCUCUGGUCAGCCUACAUAUUGACACACCGGGAGAGGUAGCCAAAUGCAUACACAAAGUGUAUGAUAUGCUAACGAAGUUCCUCUUUGUGGAGCAGCCAUUGAUACUAUCUGAGGAGUUAUUGAAUAGAUUUCGCUACACAUUUUGUGAGGAGUUGGGUACACUUAUCGCUUGUGGUUGGAUAAAGCUAGAGCACGUUUUGCGUGACUUUACUGCGUCUGUGAAAGAUGUACCUACUAUACUGCAGUUAAUGUUACGUAAAAGCUUUUGCGCCGGCGCUGGUGCUGGCACAUGUAGGCUAUUCUUAAAAUUAUUUCCCCUGUCUACUGCAGAUGUACCUUUCCAAAAACAUGUUUUGAUUUGUCAACUCUGCAAUGCGAGCGACUUUACUUCGACCACACAAUUGGAGUCAUAUAUGCGUUCACAAAAUGUCAUAUUGGUUGGAUGCCAAAGGUCGUUUAAGCCAACUGAAAAAGUGUGCAAAGAAAUACCAGUAUUGCCGGAGGUGGUGCGUCGCAAGUUAUGUGAAACGUUGCUCACACAACGAAACUCUGAAUUUACACCCAUGGGACGCCAUUUGGAAUUUUCACGUAUAAGCCUCGAAGACUUUUUCAGUGUGCUGCAGAGAGUACAAGAUAUUACGAAGUUGAAUUUGCAGAUUGUACACACGCUCUUGCCCAAAUUGAUUGGUGCUGGUGAUGAACAAUUUAUCAUGAGAUUUGCAGCGUAUCUAUUGCAGAAAAUUAUGAAGUCACUGCAAGCACAAUCAGCCAUUGCUGCAACAUCCUCAUCACUCUCGUCAUCAGCCACAUCGCCUAUCCCGCAACGUCAGAGUCAACUUAAAUUAUUAGAGCUUAUUACCUGUUGUGCCCACAGUGAUAUCAGCGAAAUAUGGCUGUUUCAUUUUUUCAAACUUACAUUCUUCUACCUGCUGCAUCCCCAAUCGGAGGUUGUGCAGGAGGCAGUGUUAUGUGCCUCGGAGAUGUGCGCUAAGCAUGGACUGCAGCCGGUGCGUUUGUGGAAUUGGUACAAACGUGAUGCGCUUACGCUGGUCGUGCAGUUGGCAGUGCAAAUAUUCCUGAAGAAUGGCGUACGUCUAACACGUUCGCUUAAGGCUUUUACAAAGAUGUUAGGCUUUUCAUGCGUACAAGAAUUUAUCUGUCGCUAUUAUCGCCUUCUGACCACAAUGAUUCUACCGUAUUGUGUGAAAGAGCCACUAUGCAAGGGACUGAUAGUUUCCAUUUCGAAAGUGACACGAAAAUCGAUUUCCACGAUGUUUGUUGCUUCAUUCCUACGUAUAUACACACAUAUUUAUCUAACAGAAGAGGCGGAAGUGGGCAACAAAUGUAUUGAACUUAUUGUUAGAUGUACAGACUUCAGCCUAAACAAACUGAUGAAUACGGAUGUUAAACAAACCGUCUCUGAAUUCCUCAUCUACUUUAACCGUAAUCCACAAUUCGUGAUGAAAGCCUUUCAGUGUUUACUCUUCAACGAUGGAACUGGUAGUACACGCGCCAUAGCUUCGGGUAGUAAAUCCUCGGGACUUGUGCCAACACAGAGCAGCAGCACUAGUGAUUUUGCGAAAUUCAUUGCCGAUCGCUUCCUGGGGGUGAUAACCUACUUCGAGACCUGCCUUGCCGAACCCACCUUCGAAAAGCCACUGAAAGAGGAGGCGCUUUAUAGUCUCGGGCAAAUAUUACGUUUUGUCGGCGCCAAACAUGUCACGCAAUUUCGUUUUAAAAUCAUCGCCAUGUUGAGUUUCGUUCUAUCGCUUCAAGAUCGCCACUUGCAGACUAUAUGCUUAAAGAUUUGGAAUAUUUUUCUACACAUUGUGGACAUACAAGAGUUGGGCCCAUCGUUGAGUCGCAUUGUAGCCUCGUUGCAACCGCUAUUAGUGCAUAGCGAGGCUGAGGUGAAUGCCAUCUACGAGUUUGUGAUAUUGAAGAAUGACAGUUUACUGGGCGCCUACAUACCAGACUUGUAUUUUGUGGAGCAGCUGAAGGGCGUUACAGCCGCCAUACGAGAGUGCGUCGCGCGCCAAACGGAGAUACUGAAAAGUAAUCGUUCGACGUUGUUGGAGAAGAUUGGGUUCCUUUAUCGUCAAAUCACCAAUGAAAACGCGCAGGUACGGAUUUAUGGACUCACAUAUUUUCGAGAUUUCGUUGCUACUAAUCGUCUCGAUAUCAACCUUAUGGUGCUGAGUGAAAUGCUCUUGGAUCCGCUGAUUGAGAACUUGGUAGAUACCUUGGUGGUUGGUUGCAAACACGAGGACCCUAAUCUGCAGCUUGCUUCAGCAAAAUGCCUGGGUGAGUUGGGCGCCAUUGACCCUAGUUAUAUAGCUACGAACCGCACAUUCGAACAGCGUGAUGAUUUGCCGCUGAGUGUGCACACGGAUGGAUUUGCCAUCAUGGCGCUCACCGAGCUUUGUCGCGCCUAUCAGUUUCAAAAAGAUACCAAAUAUGUGGAUAAUUUUUCUUUGGCUAUACAAGAAACCCUCGCCGUGUGCGGUGUAUCGCCACUUGAGAAGAAAAAGAUGAAUGUCUGGGAUGCGUUGCCAGCGCGCAUGCGUCAAGUUAUGGAGCCGCUGCUUACUUCGUGUUAUACGAAUUCAAGGCGGGAGAGCAACUGCACCGAGCAUCCAAUAUUCAACAGCAGUUACUGCCGCAGCUACGCAGACUGGGCAUUCAAUUGGGCAGCGCGUCUUAUGGACUUUGUGCAAACUGAUGAAACGAAACAUUUGCUAAACUCCUAUAAGCCGAGUAUUAAGCGUGACAAUAGCACCCUUGUCACAUUCUUUCCUUACAUACUCCUGCACGCACUACAAGAUGGCAGCGGAACCCAACAUCAAAAGAUAUAUGAAGAGUUUGAGGCGGUACUUAGCUACAGCAGCGCUGGCAUUGUUGAGCAGCCGGUCUAUGAAGCCACGGGGCUGAAGGAGUUUGUUUCCACCAAGUACGCCACGGACCUUUCGUCGAUGGGCGAGUCAACGCAGCGUACUCGCAAUGAUGGACUGGAACAUAUCGGACGCACCUGCACGAAGUUCUGUUCGGAGCAAAUCGAUUUUUUGCAGCGUUGGGCGCGUGAAUGGCAGCGAAUAAAUAGUGUCGGCACCAAGGUGAAUGAGGAGGAUAAAAAUUACAGGUGUGUGCGUGAUUUUCUGCGCCGUUUCGACAAGUUCCUAAUAGCGAAAGCUAAUUAUCAUUCAAAUGAAUACGCGCGUGCUCUUAUGUACUUGGAGGCGUACAUUGAGGAGGCGGACACACAACAGCGUCUGCAGGAGCAGAUUUCAUUUCUGAUAGAAAUUCAUGGCGAAUUACUUGACGCAGACUCGGUUGAAGGCGCCGUAUACUUAAAAAAGACUACACUGAGUCUUGGCGAGGAGAUUAUGGUCAAUCGCAUUGUUGAUCGGCCACAAGAACUACAAACCUGCUAUGAGCAGCUGAUGUCCAGUGACGAGCCGAUUAGUCAGGAGCAUAUAAAGGGCAUGAUUAACUGCUAUUUGCGCAUGGACACGCCAGAAACCGCACUAUUGAUCACAGACGGCCUCUGGCAGAAGUUAACUGAUCACUACACGGACGACUACUUUAAAGAGUGCAAAUCAGAGCUGCUGUGGCGGCUUGGUCGAUAUGAUGAGUUGCAAGAGCUGCUGGAGGACUCUGUCGUGCGCCGAAAAACAUCCAAUUGGAACAUACAGUGUGCCGAGGCUUUCCUACUCUACCGAAAACCCGGUGGCGGCUCUGUGUCGCAGGUACAGUGUACAGCUUACACUGACUUCGCACAACAAUUGGAUGUCAUUCGCCACAAUGUGCUGUCGUCCAUGCGUAGCUGUUCUGGCGUCAAUCAGAAAUCCUAUCCACACUCAUAUGAUGAUGUCGUAAAGCUGCAUUUACUUAACGAGAUGGAAAAGAACAAGCAGCUGACGCAUGAGGUGAUCACCAGCUAUGGCAUAGAUUCCAGUGCCGAGCAAUGCCUUACAAAAGUGCGUGAGUUCUUUCUUGAUUGGGAUCGGAGGUUAUGUGUGUUGCAGCCGGUUGUGCGUGUGAUGGAGCCAAUACUCUGCUUCAGGCGCAACCUACUCGUAGAAAGCAAACGCUUACUCGCUGUGCAGCCUAAAGAUGAGGAUGCUUCGAAAUUCCCUCAAAAGGUUGUGGAAGCCAUUGAUGCCGAGAUCGGCAAACUGUGGCUACGUAGCGUCCAAAUGUAUCGCGAAGCGGGCAGCUUGCAACAAGCGCACCUCUGCAUUAUGAAAGCGACGGAGUAUGCGCCAAAGACGCUUUUCAUUGAGAAGGCCAAACUUCUGUGGCAAAAAGGCGAUCAAUCACAUGCCUUCAAACUUCUGGAGGAGCAGUUGGAACGUAUGGAGAUGCGGUGCGAACGUAAUGUGCGCACACUCAACGCCGCAGAUCGUGCGCUCUAUGCCGAGGCGAAAUAUCUGCAAGCGACCUACAGCGCUGAGUCAAUGAACAGUUGUGCGGAGUUGAAUUUGCGUUACUUUCGCGAGGCGAUACUUGGCAAUCACAACUCGGAGAAGUGCUAUGUACAGUUGGCGCAGUACAUGGAAAGGAUUUAUGAGUCUUUCUCAGCAGAGCAGCAGCACGGUGAUACUGGUCGCAAGCUUUUGCUGGAUAUUAUGGUGAACUACGCCAAGUCGUUGAAAAGUGGCUGUGAGAAUGUAUACCAGUCACUGCCUCGCUUGUUAAGUAUUUGGUUGGACUUCACAUCACGUUGUGCAUCGAUGUGCGAGGCAGCUAGCAGUGACCCGGCGCUCACAGCCAAGGCAAACAAUAUGCAAGAGGCGGCUAAGAGAAUGAAUGAGCUCAUCACUAACUGCGCCAACGCCCUGCCCACUGCCAUUUUCUACACAGCUUUCUCGCAACUACUCAGUCGCAUUUGUCAUCCAUCAAACGAAGUAUUCGCAGUACUUCGCACCAUUGUUAUCAAACUGCUGGAGCAUUUUCCACAACAAUCUUUGUGGAUGCUGUUGCCUACGCUGAAAUCGUCGCAAACGACUCGUGUUAAGCGCUGCAAACUAAUCUUUACUGACGCUCGUCUCGCAAAGCCUCAAUUCCAAAAGCAACUAAACGAUUUCAAUACACUUGCCGAGCGUUUGAUCGAGUUGACGAAUAAAGAUGUGGCCCAUGACCGCACCUACGAGCUCAGUGCCCUCGUUAAACAGCUACCCAAGUUAUUUGCUGACCCGAAAUUCUCUAAUAUUUUGCUGCCCUUUGAAAAGUACAUGCAAGCUUCUUUUCCACUGUCAUCAGCCUCUUCAUCAUUCGACUUCAAUUUGUCUGUGGGUAGUUUGGAGCGAUCCUCGUCGUCUUCGUCGUCCUCUACAUCAUCCAGUCCAAGCAUAGUGCCAGCGAAUCCAUUUCCUUACCAACAAAUUUUCAUUUGCGGUAUUAAAGAGGAAAUCACAGUUUUGCGCUCGGCAGCUAAGCCAAAGAAGAUUACCAUCCAAUGCAGUGAUGGUAAAUGUUACGAUGUGAUGGUAAAGCCGAAGGACGAUUUGCGCAAAGACUUUCGUUUGAUGGAAUUCAAUGGACUUGUAAAGCGUUUCCUCCAUCAAGACUCACAGGCACGCCAUCGUUGUCUGCGUAUUCGAACGUAUGCGGCUAUACCGUUUAACGAAGAAUGCGGUUUGGUGGAGUGGCUGCCAAAGCUGAACUCCUUCCGUGCGAUUUGCAAUUCGAUAUACCGUAUGCGAGGUCUGGGCAUACCAGAUCGCCUAUUACGUCAGUGUGUAUUGCCCAGAACGGAGUCUAUAGAAAAGAAACGUAGCAUGUUUCUCGAUACUCUGUUACCUGCGCAUCCACCUGUUUUCCAAGAGUGGUUACGUCGUCACUUUUACACCCCCAACAGUUGGUACGAGGCGCGAUGUGCUUUUGUCAAGACUGUAGCAGUUAUGUCUAUGGUGGGCUAUAUACUCGGUUUGGGCGAUCGACAUGGCGAAAAUUUACUCUUCGACGAAACGAAUGGUGAUGCGGUCCAUGUAGAUUUCAAUUGUCUCUUUAAUCAGGGUGAGCUGUUUGGCUACCCGGAGCUGGUGCCCUUUCGGUUGACACAUAAUAUGGUAUACGCCAUGGGUCCAUUGGGUGUUGAGGGCAUGUAUCGGCGCUGCUGUGAAAUCACUAUGCGUGUACUCAAGAAACAGUCGAAAACUUUGAUGUCCGUGUUGAGACCUUUUGUCUACGAUCUAGUAGCAUUGAAUCGUAGUUUUAGUGGCAAGAGCAAACCCUCUUUGGAGCAGACCGAUCCCAAGGCAUUGAUGGAUGUGCGCCGCAUUGAGGAGCGAUUGCAAGGUUAUGUUAAGCGCACACAAGCCAACAGCAUGCCUCUCUCCACGGAAGGUCAAGUGAAUUUCCUGAUUGCUGAAGCUACGAACAUUGACAAUUUGGCUGCCAUGUAUAUUGGUUGGGGCCCUUAUUUGUAAUUUAAGCCUUCUCCUAUAUGGGAAAGUACUUUUCCUUUAAUUGUUUUUAAGCGUAUAUUUAGGCUACUUUAUCGUUAAGAUUCCUCAUUUCAUCACAAAUUAGGAACGCGCAUUUGCAUCUUAAACUGUUUUCACUAUUUCAGACUUACAUACAUAUAUCACUUCAUAUGAAAUAAAAUGAAUAAAGGAGUAAUAUUUUUGUAA